AGAAGAAGAAGCAAUACUAUCGAUAGUACACUAUAGAUUAUCGAUAGAAUCAUGACUGCAUCGGAUGCCCAAAUCCGCCGUACCUGCCAUCUCGAGCCCCGAUGGAUUGGCAAGUAAAAAAGUAAAUAAAAAAAAGUAAACGCUGUACAGAAAAAUAGACCUUAUUGUUUAUCGUUAUGUUUGUAAUUUGCGUAGGUACUAAACUAAUUCAGAAAAGAUUAACCUUGGAUUAACCCAAAAUUGACCCAAAACCAUAUUUUUCUACUUGCAUUCUUUUCAUUCGUUCAUUAGUCAUUCAACGUCAAAAAUUUGGUUAAAAGCUGUCAAACAAUCACCUGUGAAAUAUCAGUAAAAACAAUAGAAUUUUGUAAAAAUUACACGUAACAUAAAUUAAAAGUAAACUUCUGGCUUUAUUUUCUUGUCAUUGAUCUUCGGAAAGUGUGCUAAUAUAUGGCCUAUGAAAUCUGAAUAAAACCAUCACGUCGAUAUUUUACAAGGUUACGAACCCCAUACAAGGAAUGGAAACAUAUUAACCAGUUUACAAUGGAAACUGUGCGAAGAUCAUGGAAGCUGCAGGAAUUCGUCGCCCACAAGGCAAAUGUCAACUGCCUGGCGAUGGGACACAAAUCCAAUCAAGUCUUGGCCACGGGGGGUGACGAUAAAAAAGUUAAUCUUUGGGCUAUUGGCAGACAAAGCUGUUUAAUGAGUCUCAGUGGUCACACAACACCAGUUGAAUGUGUAUGUUUUGGUCACUCUGAGGACUUGGUCUGUGCUGGCUCACAGACAGGUGCACUGAAAAUCUGGGACCUAGAAGCAGCAAAACUGUUAAGAACGUUCACUGGACAUAAGGGUGCAAUCAAGUGUAUGGACUUCCAUCCUUAUGGUGAUUAUUUAACAACAGGGUCAUGUGACAGCACCAUUAAAUUAUGGGAUACAAGAAAGAAAGGAUGUAUAGUGACUUAUUCAAGUCACCGCCUAGCAGUGAACAGUCUCCAAUUUAGUCCAGAUGGACAGUGGAUUGCCUCAGCAUGUGAAGAUGGUCUAGUGAAAGUGUGGGAUGUGCGUGUGGGCAAAGUCCUUCAUGAGUUUGUUGAACACUCAGCUCCGGUUACAUGUGUAAAGUUCCACCCUCAUGAGUUCCUAUUGGCUAGUUGUGGUGCCGACAGAACUGUCAACUUCUGGGAUAUGGAAAAGUUCCAGCUAGUCUCCAAGUUUGAAAAGGAGAAUGCUUCUAUAAGACACAUGCAGUUCAGUGAUGAUGGUGCCUCGUUGCUCGGGUGUGGCAAGGACGGGCUGCAUGUGAUCGGCUGGGAGCCAGCGCGAGUGCUGGACGCCGAACACGGUCACUGGGGCUUGAUCCACGACAUCACUGUUGCACAGACGCAACUUAUAGCGGGAUCGUUCCAUUCAACAUACGUAGUAUUAUCAGUAGUAGAUCUCAGUAAAGUUCACCCGUUCGGUGGGCCGCCACCGGUCGCGCCGACCGUUAUCAUUGAUCUCUCACCCUUCCAAAAAGGGCACACAGUUAGAAAAAGUUUUUCAAAAGAAAAGCCACCCAAAGAAGUAAUGCAUAGACCAACACUUCUCGAUGAUAAAACAAUUGAAGAGUCGGCAUCAGGAACAGAAGCGGACGAGGAGUCAGGUGCUGUUAUAUCCAAUUUUAAAGAUUACUCUGAAAUAUUUCGUCCUUCUAGAGCAUUAAAUCGCACCCCUCCCCCCACCACUAGUCUGUCUUCUGAAGAUUAUUCAAUAACAGGUCCCGUUGAAGAAUUAUUGAAAAUAGAGCCAGACGUUAGUACAUCUCUCCGCGACUUGAUGAUAGACGAGCCCCCGCCGGCGCCGCUCACGCGGCCGCUGCCGCAGCCCUCCCCGCCGCAGAGACAACGACCCGACACUUACUCACGCAUACCCACCUAUACUAACACACUCAUGGACAAGAAACCUGAAGUCUUCCACCCUAAUUUGUGUAACUCAGGGGUGGUGGACAAUAAAGAGGAUAACAAAUUCAGUGCGUCGUCGACGUCCGCUAUAAGAGACUACGCCGUGUGCCAAGUCAAUACGCUUAACCGGCAUAACUCAUAUAAAGAAACUAAAUCCAACCCAGAAGUCGCAAAUUCCGGCCUUCGGCAAAGUAACAGUGAAAUGUCUCUAGGGCCAGGAUCUCUGGGGCCGCGGUCACUUUCAUUUACCAGAUCUCCCAGUGAAACUUCAAGAAGAAGAGUGGACAGCGUAAGUAGAGAUCCAGUACCCGUGGCGAGUGUGACACGCAACGAGGAGCCCGAACGGGAACCAGAGCCCGAGUUCGUGCCCUUCGCCACCGAUCGGCCUGUCGGACUCGAUCUUGAUGAAUUUUUGCCGCGCGGCGCGGGCGCGGGCGGCGCGCGGCGCGGCGCACGCGGCGGCGGCGCGGAGCCCAGCGAGCAGGAGGUGCUGGGCGUCAUGAUGCGCGGCCACGAGUCCAUGAUGGCCGUGCUCACCGCCCGCCAGCGCGCGCUUCAGAUAUUCCAUUCAGUAAGGAUAAACAAGACAUUAAAAUCAGCUUUAGAAUCUGUGAUUGCUCUGGAAGACAACUCUGUUCUUGUUGACAUCCUCAAUGUGAUGGCACAUAAACCAUCUUUAUGGAACUUGGACAUAUGCCUAUUGAUGCUACCUAAAAUAUAUGAGUUAUUGCAAAGCAAAUAUGAAUCAUACAUGCAGUGUGGGUGCAAUGCUUUGAGGCUAAUAGUGCGCAACUUUUCGUCUGUAGUACGCGCGAAUGUAAGCGCGCCGGUGCGAACUCUUGGUGUGGAUAUACCGCGUGAAGAACGCUAUGCGAAGUGUAUGCAAAUUCACCAGUUGUUACUUGACGUGCGUGCUUUUUUACUCAAGAGGCAGACCUUACAAGGGCGACUCGGCGCCGCAUUCCGCGACCUGCACACACUCAUGCAACAGGGCCUAGACUGACACAGACCUAACCUCUAAUGACAAUCACAGUAAAAGCAUGAUAAGAUAAGACAAAUGAUUUAUAGAAUAAACACUCAUCACCAUCACUAAAAGUAUGAAGAAAAAUUAGGUAUGUAUUUAAUACAAAAUAAAAUAUGUAGAAUGGAAUAUGUUAGGUCUUAUGUAUUAAUUAAUUACUAUGAGAAGCCUAUGUGGUGCAAUUCUAUGCUUCAAUUCUUCACACUUUGGGAAUUCAAAUAUUACCUUCAUUAUGUAAAUAACAAAUUAUACUUAUAACUGCCAUUUCAAAGGUCUAUAUGCCUAAAAAGAUCUAAUCUGUUUGUAUUUAAUUUUGUAUAUUUUAUACAGUGAAAAAAACCUAUCAUGUUAAUAUUUGUAGUUAUUAAUUGUGUUCUAGUAAUAAAUCAAUUGACAAGAGAAAUUGAUUAUGUGUUAAAUACUGAAAUCAUCUUGUACAAGCAUUUAUAAAGGCUGGAUACUUAAUUUCUUCCAUAAUUUUUCAUUAUUCAGUAAGUUAGAAUCUCUCAAUAUUGAAAAAAAAAGAAUGCCAUCUUGUGCCUUUGGAUUAAUUUAUUUCUAUGUAUAUUUAUAGUCAUUUCAGUAUUGUAAUCAUGUAUUAAGCUAUAAAUAAAAGGACUUAAACAUUAGACUGACAAUGUAACAAAUAAUUAACAGUUUGUUCUAUUAUGUUAAGCAAACUAAAACAUUACUGUAAAUUACUUUGUAAGAAAGAUGUAAGUAUUUGAAUGUUCAGAACAUAAAUAAAUUACUUAAAAACA
Molecule: messenger RNA, 3722 nt
Organism: Pectinophora gossypiella (pink bollworm)
Lineage: Eukaryota; Metazoa; Arthropoda; Insecta; Lepidoptera; Gelechiidae
Product: katanin p80 WD40 repeat-containing subunit B1
Exons: 16
Coding region: 544-2943 (799 amino acids)
Biological process (GO): microtubule depolymerization; microtubule severing
Cellular component (GO): katanin complex
Molecular function (GO): microtubule binding
Source: RefSeq, a predicted model, not a curated record